AAUUCUUUUUAAAGACAAGAGAGGGUAAAAGAUCCUGUAUCUGGUCGACCAAUACAAACAGAAAUAAACAAACGUGGGAGAAUGGAUCGUGAUUACUCGAGUAUAAAGAUCUUGGAAAAAACAGUUCAACUGGCUCUUCCUAUAACUUUUAUCUCAAAUGAGUUUUCAGGUGUUUUAGAGACACUCGAAACCUGGAAAAGACAAUACAAUCCUCAAUUAGAAGGUAUUUUAGUCAACUACAGCAACGUGUAUUUGAUGUCUCGCGCAAAUAAAGUCAUCAUAUCCAGAAAUGUUAUCAUUAUUGAUGUUAAAGCUAUGUUUCACAUAUUCUGCCCUAAAGUGGGUGAUGUUGUAAAAGGAAAAGUCAAUCGCAUCACUCCGGAACUUGUCGGUUGUAUUAUGCAUGACACUAUCAAUGCUACUAUCUAUCUCUCUAAUUACUGUCCAGUUGAGGCGAAAAAAUUCAUUCGAAUAGAACGUGAAAUUUUAUUCGAGAUAACUCAUUUUAGUUGUUUUCGUAAUGAAGUUCGAGUACAGGGGAAAAUAACGCCUGAUUGUCUUCGACUGAUGACUGAGCUAUUUACUGAUGUUGAAGAAGAGGUGCUGACUAACUUUUCGUUUCAAAAUGAAAACACGAUCACUAAUUAUAAUUUUUCUAAUGAGAUUGAAGAGUGUCAAGUGUUUAAAAGUGAAAUUUCUACAAUUGAUAUUGACGAAUCACCUGCAGAACUUAAAGAAGAACCAAACUCUGAACCUGUGCAUAAAAAGUCUAAAAAGCGCAAACUAGAUACAAUAAGUGAUGAACCCAGUAAAAAGAAACGUAAAAAAGAUGCCUCUUCAGAGUUUAAUAUUGUGAACGGAGCUUCUGCAAUAUCUGAAGAUGUACCAGUUCUUAAAAAUGAAGCUGGAACCGAUGAUGAGUCAAAUCUUAAUAAUGUACAACCCAUCCUCAAAAGACAUAAAAAACAGAAACUGUCAAAAGAUGAGCAGCGAAAUAAAAAGCCAAAGAAAGAGAAGAAAUCUAAAAAAAGCAAAAUUAUAGCUACCGGAACUGUUGUUAAAUCAGAUAAGAAAAAGCCAAAGAAAGAGAAGAAAUCUAAAAAAAGCAAAAUUAUAGCUACCGGAACUGUUGUUAAAUCAGAUAAGAAUAAGUUAAAUAAAAAGCAUUCCAAAAAAGACAAACAUAAUAUAACAGAUAAAAAGUUAAAAACUAAGAAAGGACACAAAAAAGCAAAGAAAAAGAAACUGUCAGAUAAAUUAUUAGAUACUAAUGUACAAAUAAAAUCUGAAUGAAGAAUGUUAUUUUGUAUUUUUAAGUAAAUAAUAGUUAUUUUGCUCA
Parasteatoda tepidariorum (common house spider) is the source of this 1339-nucleotide messenger RNA. RefSeq lists its product as uncharacterized. Gene Ontology annotation, cellular component: RNA polymerase I complex. The record is from RefSeq and is a predicted model, not a curated record. NCBI's taxonomy places the organism in Eukaryota, Metazoa, Arthropoda, Arachnida, Araneae, Theridiidae. Gene Ontology annotation, biological process: DNA-templated transcription initiation; transcription elongation by RNA polymerase I.